AAUAAUAUUAAAGUAGGUAGAAGUUUCCUUACUUUCAAUUCAAAACUUCUCUCCCUUUUCGUCACAUUCAAAUUCGCACAGUCAGAGCUUCAACUAGAUUAUAAUAUCAGACUGAGGAACAGGCGAAAAACUACUCAAUGCUACAAUUAUUCACUAUUGUAUUCACUUCAGAGUUGCUUUUGUUAUUGACGAGAAGCUGGUUUUUAGGCUUUAUUGUUUAGGAAAAAGAGUGGAAGUAAAAUUCUUUUUUUUAGAAAGACGCACGAGGGGGAAACUGAGAGGGAAGAACUAAAAUUUGUAAUGGAGCAGUAUGAAAUUCUCGAGCAGAUUGGAAAAGGAUCUUUUGGCUCUGCUCUUCUUGUGAGGCAUAAACAUGAAAGGAAAAAGUAUGUACUGAAAAAGAUCCGGCUUGCUCGUCAGACUGAUAGAGCACGUAGAUCUGCCCAUCAGGAGAUGGAGCUUAUUUCAAGGGUACGGAAUCCGUUUAUUGUGGAGUACAAAGAUUCUUGGGUGGAAAAGGGUUGCUAUGUUUGCAUUAUCAUAGGAUACUGUGAAGGAGGAGACAUGGCAGAAGCUAUAAAAAGGGCCAAUGGUGUUCCUUUUCCUGAAGAGAAAAUUUGUAAGUGGCUUGUUCAACUCCUUAUGGCACUUGAUUACUUGCACGCCAAUCAUAUUCUUCAUCGUGAUGUCAAGUGCUCAAAUAUAUUUUUGACAAGAGAUCAAGACAUACGUCUAGGUGAUUUUGGCCUUGCUAAAAUGUUGACUUCUGAUGAUCUCGCAUCCUCUGUAGUCGGAACUCCCAGUUAUAUGUGCCCUGAACUUCUUGCUGAUAUACCUUAUGGAUCCAAGUCAGAUAUUUGGUCUCUUGGAUGCUGCAUAUAUGAAAUGUGUGCCCAGAAGCCUGCAUUUAAAGCAUUUGAUAUGCAGGCUCUGAUUAACAAAAUAAAUAAGUCUAUAGUGGCUCCUCUUCCGACUGUGUACUCAGGCGCAUUCCGAGGGCUUGUCAAAAGCAUGCUACGGAAAAAUCCAGAACUUAGACCCAGUGCUGCAGAGUUGCUCAGUCAUCCGCAUCUUCAACCUUAUGUCCUUAGAAUUCAUCUAAAAUAUAAUAGCCCCAGACGGAAUACUUUCCCAUUACAAUUUUCAGAUUCCAACAUCAUCAAGAAAACUAGAUUCAUGGACCUGGAUACUGUUUCCAUUCGCACUGGUGGUGAGAAAAGGCGGUCAUUCAGCAAUGAUAGAGCCUUGAAUCCAACUGCAUCUGAAACUGAGCAAGACUUCCCAUCUUCUACUGACAGAGCUCGGGAAUUUGGAAGUUAUUUGAAUAAAAAAUUCAGAGAAUUAUCAUUUGGCGUAGUCCAUGAGGAGAUUGGCGUUGACAAGACAACAUCCAUUAAAUUCUCGAAUGUUGGUAAAACCCCUAGGCUAACACCAGCAAAAAUAUCUGCUACUCCCAGAAGACAGACAACACCAUCUAAGAUACCACAUGUUGGUUCAAAACGUGAUUCGUUGCCGAUUUCACAUACUCCGGUGGGCAAAACUUCCCACACUACACGCAGAGCAUCUCUUCCAUUGACCACAAGAGCUGGAACCUUGGAAACUCCUUGUAGAGCUAAGGUUUGCAGCAGCAUGAAGUCUCCAGAUGUUUCUGUCAAUGCCCCACGAAUUGACAAGAUCGCUGAAUUCCCCCUGGCCUCAUCUGAAGACCCCUUCUUUCCCAUUCCUCGAACCUCAUCAACAUCUGCAGUGUGUUCUUCUUCUUCACCAUACAGUGUCGAUUGCUCAAUUACAAAGGACAAGUGUACGGUACAGGUUCUAGAUAGAACCACUACCAGGACAAAUUUCAUUGAUGCAAGCCAUGGAGUUGCGUGGAAUGGAAGUGAAUGCUCAGAGCAUAAUCUACCAAAUGGUGUUUCAAGUCGUUCAUCCUUUGAGGCACAGAACCGGCGGUUUGACACCUCGUCAUACCAACAACGUGCGGAGGCAUUGGAAGGGUUGCUGGAAUUCAGUGCUAGGCUUUUGCAACAACAGAGAUUUGAAGAGCUUGGAGUGCUGUUGAAGCCAUUCGGGCCCGAGAAGGUUUCGCCCAGGGAAACUGCCAUCUGGUUGGCUAAAAGCUUCAAAGAGACUGCAGUUUAGCUGAAAUGCGAAUAGCUUAUGGAUUUCACCUCUUGUAUAGUUUUGUGUGUUGCUUACUAAGGAUUUUUGGUUUAAGCCGAGUCUUCAAAACCGAAAACCAAUGAGGAUUGGAAUCUUACCAAUCCCAGGAGAGCUUGUGUUUGGAAAUUCAAGAUUAUUGAAGAAAGAUGAAGAUGGAACGUUUUCUUAAAUUAUCUUUACAUUGCCUGUAUCAAACUAUAUUUAUAUAUAUAAUCGUUUUGUGGGUAAGAUGAUUUAUUUAUAUAAUGCCUAAGAAACAUUAGAAAUCCA
Messenger RNA from Pistacia vera, 2430 nucleotides. Its product is annotated as serine/threonine-protein kinase Nek2. Lineage: Eukaryota; Viridiplantae; Streptophyta; Magnoliopsida; Sapindales; Anacardiaceae. Gene Ontology annotation, biological process: protein phosphorylation. Gene Ontology annotation, molecular function: protein kinase activity; ATP binding. The transcript is spliced from 16 exons. Bases 301 to 2139 code for a protein of 612 amino acids. The record is from RefSeq and is a predicted model, not a curated record.